AUGAUGCCCACACCAGUGAUCCUGCUGAAGGAGGGGACCGACUCGUCUCAGGGAGUGCCCCAGCUCAUCAGCAACAUCAACGCAUGUCAGGUGAUAGCUGAGGCUGUGAGGACCACUCUGGGGCCCCGUGGCAUGGACAAACUCAUGGUGGACCCAAGAGGCAAAGCCACAAUCUCCAACGACGGGGCCACCAUCCUGAAGCUGCUGGACGUGGUACAUCCUGCUGCCAAAACACUGGUGGACAUUUCUCGCUCGCAGGACGCUGAGGUGGGAGAUGGCACCACCUCUGUCACGCUGCUGGCGGCUGAGUUCCUGAAGCAGCUGAAGCCGUACGUGGAGGAGGGGCUCCACCCACAGACCAUCAUAAGGGCGUUCCGCACCGCCACCAGCCUGGCAGUCAACAAGAUCCGGGAGGUCUCUGUGUCUGUGAAGAAAGACGACAAACGGGAGCAGAGAGAGCUGCUGGAGAAGUGUGCCGCUACGGCCCUCAACUCCAAGCUCAUCGCAGGACAGAAGGACUUCUUCUCCAAGAUGGUGGUGGACGCAGUCAUGUCUCUGGAUGAGCUGCUGCCGCUCAAGAUGAUCGGCAUCAAGAAGGUUCAGGGAGGAGCUCUGGAGGACUCCCAGCUGGUCCUGGGCGUGGCCUUCAAAAAGACCUUCUCAUACGCUGGCUUUGAGAUGCAGCCCAAGCGCUACGACAACCCUCAGAUCGCGUUGCUCAACGUAGAGCUGGAGCUGAAGGCUGAGAAGGACAACGCAGAGGUCCGCGUCAAGUCUGUGCAGGACUACCAAGCCAUUGUAGACGCUGAGUGGAACAUCCUGUAUGACAAGCUUGACAAGAUCUACAAGUCUGGGGCCAAAGUGGUGCUGUCCAAGCUGCCCAUCGGAGACGUGGCCACGCAGUACUUUGCCGACAGAGACCUGUUCUGUGCAGGCCGCGUGCAAGAGGAGGACCUGAAGAGGACCAUGAUGGCCUGUGGCGGCUCCAUCCAGACUUCUGUGGGGAACAUGACCCAAGACGUCCUGGGACAGUGCGAGCUCUUUGAGGAGGUGCAGUUGGGAGGAGACAGGUACAACUUCUUUAAGGGCUGCCCCAAAGCAAAGACCUGCACCAUCAUCCUGAGAGGAGGAGCGGAGCAGUUCACAGAGGAGACGGAGCGCUCCCUGCACGACGCCAUCAUGAUAGUGCGCCGUGCUAUCAAGAAUGACUCUAUUGUGGCCGGAGGCGGCGCAAUAGAGAUGGAGCUGUCCAAAUACCUGCGGGACUACUCCAGGACCAUACCAGGCAAACAGCAGCUGAUUAUUGGAGCCUACGCCAAAGCUCUGGAAAUCAUCCCCCGCCAGUUGUGCGACAACGCAGGCUUCGAUGCCACGAACAUCCUGAACAAGCUGAGGGCCAAACACGCACAGGGCGGCAUGUGGUACGGCGUGGACAUCAACAAUGAGGACAUCGCAGAUAACUUUGCUGCGUGUGUGUGGGAGCCGUCUGUUGUGCGGAUCAACGCGCUGACCGCUGCCUCUGAAGCCUCCUGCCUGAUCCUGGGGCCGGGGCAGGGGCCGCGGCAGACCCCACGCACACUGAGGACUGUGCACUGGACUUUUCCUGUUUUUUACUGUUGUCACGGCGGGAAUGUGGAGCGGGAGUGA
Molecule: messenger RNA, 1647 nt
Organism: Knipowitschia caucasica
Lineage: Eukaryota; Metazoa; Chordata; Actinopteri; Gobiiformes; Gobiidae
Source: the annotation of a GenBank genome assembly